Messenger RNA from Racocetra persica, 1005 nucleotides. The record is from the annotation of a GenBank genome assembly. Lineage: Eukaryota; Fungi; Glomeromycota; Glomeromycetes; Diversisporales; Gigasporaceae.
AUGUCUUUGACUCCCCCAUCUACUGGUUGCUUUGAAAGUCGUGAAGCUCUAAUCCAACAUGCCCAAUCUCAUGCCCUUAAUCAUGGAUAUGCUGUAUACAUUAAAAGAUCAGAACGAGAUAAAUUCGUUUAUCUGUACUGUGAUAGAGAUUGCCCUUUCGAACUUUAUGGAAAAAAAAAAAAUGAACAAUGGCAUUUGACAAUAAAGAAUGCAAUUCACAACUAUGAGUCGUCAGAAGACAUGUUUGGCCACCCAUCACAUCACAGAUUAAACUUAGAAGAACAGCAAAGAGUUCAUCAAAUAUCUGAAGCGGACUGCACGUAUAAAACUAAUAAGUUUAGAAUGCCGCUUCUUCACGGCGUUGGAAUGACAAGCUUUAAUACUACAUUCUCCUCCUGUUUCGCAUUCCUAAAAAAGUUGGCUCUAAUGCAUGCCAUAUACACCGUCUUUCCUGAAUCACAAAAUUUCUUGUGCAUAUGGCACAUUGAAAAAAAUGUGCUGUCUAAUUUCCGUCAGUAUCUUCCUACAAAAGAUGAAUUAAGAGAGUUUUUAAGAAGUUGGUCUGCCCUCAUAAAUUCUAAAUCAGAAGAAGAGUUUAAUGAAAAAUGGGAAAAACUGGUAAGGAAAUAUAAUGAGAAACCAUCAAUUACUAAAUAUCUACAGGAUGUAUGGCUACUAUUCAAGAAAUAUUUCGUAAGUCUUUGGACAGACCGUUACUUGCAUUUGGGCAAUUAUAGUCAACAAUUUAAUUCUUGGCUAGCUCACCAACAAACAACAGCUCUGAACGAAAUAUCAAGCUUGUUUCAAGAACCUGCUAUUGUUAUGCAAGACUCACAGGAACAACACACAAGGGGACGCCCAGUUGGUGCAAGGAAUGCACAAUCAUCUACCCGAAGAGACCUAUCUGCUUUUGAGUUAGCUGAACCGAGAAGAAGAAAAUGUGUGUUAUGUCAUAGAACUGGGCACAAUCGUAGAACAUGUCCUAAUAACAAUGAACAGAACUAA